AAUAGCGUUUUCCUUUAUUAAUCACAAAAUGAUUGUUGCCGCUCUCUCCUUGGCUCAAAUAGGGGUAAAAACGAUUUGUAAUUGCAUUCGCUUUUGGUUUAAUUAUCUCGUGUGUUUUACAUCAUUGUUUGUCCUAUGUGAAAAUUGGUAUAAAUUGACUCCCAGAGUAUCCGUAAUCAAAGCAUUGAUUUGACGGCUUCUUGUAUACUUUUUAUAUAUUAUUAUCUAUAGUAUACAAACGUGCAAUAGUUCGUUUUCUUUUUUGUUAAAUUGUCCCAGUUGGAUAGAACGUAGUUACCUACUUAAGAGUUAUGAGCCUUUUUCGGCAUUUUCGUCAGAUUAAUUAUUCGCGUAAAUUUUGUGGUCAGAUUCCGAAAAGCGUUGUUAAUGUUGAAGCAGCUUACACAGCUGAUACGAUACACGAACAUUCUGUCAAAUGCGUGAAAAGGUUUGAGAGACCUCCAAACAGCCGAAACUAGGCGACUAACUACAAAUCGAAUUUUUCUCUGGAUUCGAGAAGUCCAGUUCCCUAACGUAGACUAGACAAGACCCCAUCCAUAAAAUAACUGAUAUAUCAUAAUAAGGAGGAUAUGGAUCUAACAACAUGAACCGGGCAAGCAAGUGAAAAUCCUUUUUUCACUCUUUCAAAGAAAUAUAAAAAAGAUCGCACGAUUUUGCAAGAUGGGCCCUAAGGGGAAAGAGUAGUCCUUUCCAGUUUUAUUAUUUUAUCGAUUUCGAAAUAAUUACCCUGCACGAAGCAUUUAUUGCUCUUUACUCUUUCUAAUCUAAAGUGCAAUCAAACAAUGUACCAGUAGAAGUUCACUCUUUUUUGCUUUUAGUGUUAAAAACUCGCAUGAAAUGCGAUACGUCUUAUUUGAUUAUUGACGGGAUGUCUUCAUCGUAGACCAUGCUAGUAUACGAUACCUAGUAGAAUAUUUCUUUUUCAAAAGUAUGCAAAAGCGUUUUAUAAAAAAAUGUUUCUGUGUAUUUCGCAAAACGAAGCAUUUUGUUUGGCAAUUUUAUUUUAUAAAGAGACUAAAAGAUUUCGUGGUUCGUGAACUCUUUGAUUUGCAUACACUAAAUUGACUAUACCCGAGAGUAAAGAGAGAUAACAAAAAAAUGUUUAGCUGUCAACCGGGACAAAGAACAUGUGCAAAUAAGAAGUCCUGACUCGUUAACGAUCAAAGGUAUGUUUUAUAUUAAAAACGUGCAAAGGGUCUAAACGAGGCGAGAUUGAACAGCAAUCGUCAUACAAACAAUACAGGUCUCAACGUUUCUAGCUCGUUAAAUUCCUCGUAUUUUCCCACCCCGACAUCUUUAUUGUCAAGUGGUACGUCCAUCCCGAGCGAUAAAACACCUUCGAUUAACAGUACCACAACUAGCACCAUCAUCAUCAUCAGCAGCAGCAGUAACAGUGCUCCUGUAACCAUGGCAACAAUGUCACCUACAGCAAUCAUGCCAACAACAUUAGGGCUGAACACAACAAACGCGACGUCAAACACCACAGGCAGCCCGUGGCAGCCAAACGUCCCAACGGUCGAGCUUUCGAUCUUCAGCAUCAUCAUGAUUUCCUUAGGGGGUUUACUUAUUGUUGUCAUGACAACAUGUCUUUUUGUCAUCUGCUGUAGAGGGCGAGAGAGGGGACCGGGGGCAGCACAUACGCCACAUACUCAAGUCAAGCUAAAGCCAUGGAAGAUGCCCGAUCUGAGUUCUACGAAUGCGGACAUGACCGACGACGCGAUUGAACCCCAAACACCAGCUGCUAAUAACGGGGAUCAUCCGAACAGCUUCCGAAAUGAUGGGUUGGCCAAUCCAAGUCCUACGUCACCAUCCUCGCCGAAUCAUCUGGCAUCUGCUAACAACAACCUCGUCACCACCCCCACCGGAACCUUCAGGCGUGAUCUAGAUCCAGACUCCCAGGAACUCUGGGGAGAUUAUGGACGUAAAUUAUCGCUUGGUCAAAAAGCAUACGAACAAAAUAGCUCCACUGACGAAAAUACUCUAUCAAAAUCAAAUACGAAGGGAGUCCCAGAUGAUCUAGAGAGGGUUCACUUUGUAUAGUGACCAAGUGACGAACCAUCAAGCAUUGAUAGAAAGAAUGGGACAUAAUGAUGACCUGAGUAAAGCUACAUAAACUCUACAGCACAUGAAUCAGAUGCUUUAUCACAGCCAACCUCUGUACAGCAAUGCAGUCUAUUGUGACGUCACAUCAAUACAGGAAUGCUGAUCAGAACGGUGGAGAACAAUGCAGUGUUUUUUUGGCUCCAGUGCUGACUUGCGGCCUGACAUGUACUCUCAGCCCAGAAAGCGCUGGAUCAUCGAGCACUAUGACAGCGGCUUAUUAUAUUUUUUUUGUUAGAAAUAAAUUGAGUUUCAAAGUGA
Nematostella vectensis (starlet sea anemone) is the source of this 2382-nucleotide messenger RNA. RefSeq lists its product as uncharacterized. Bases 1429 to 2061 code for a protein of 210 amino acids. The transcript is spliced from 7 exons. The record is from RefSeq and is a predicted model, not a curated record. NCBI's taxonomy places the organism in Eukaryota, Metazoa, Cnidaria, Anthozoa, Actiniaria, Edwardsiidae.